AUGGGCUUAGGAACUUGCGGCGUCACUAGAGUUGGAACUCGCUCCACGUUUUCUUAUUUGACUUCUUAUUCAAUCUUAACAUUUUUAGUCCUCCUCGACUACCUCACUCCACGACAAGAUCGCCAUAUGGACUCAAAAUUAUCUUUCCAGUCUAAAAAGGAUGCUUGUUUUUCUGGAAUCUUCUACCUAUUACAACACAAACCGCCCACUCAAAAGAAACAAUGUUCAGAGAGAUCUAAUUCAAUAGCGAAGAUGCAGAUUCUGAUUCUCUGCCUCUCAAUCAUUCUAACGGCAGCUCAGGGUGUUCACCAGAACACAACUUUCGUCUUCAACCACUUCAACACCACAACCACAAUCAAAUAUGUUGCAGCUGCCUCCAUACAAUCCAACGCAAUCCGCCUCACAAAUCACUCCAAGCGCAUCAUUGGCCGUGCCUAUUUGGACAAGGCCGUCCCCAUGAAAAGAAACGGCUCCGUAAUCUCAUUCAGCACAAGCUUCAUAUUUGCCAUUGUCCCACAUGCCCGCUCGGGCGGGGCCGACGGGCUCUGCUUCGUCAUGACGCCCACCACCGCUCUCAACGGUGCUUUCGCCACGCAGUACCUAGGCCUCCUCAACAUAUCCAGCGACGGUAAAGACCACAACCAGCUUUUUGCUGCAGAAUUCGACACAAGUCAGAGCAUUGGCGUGGAUAACAAGGACGGCAACCAUGUGGGAAUCGAUCUCAACGGCGUCAAAUCGUUGUUGGCUGAACCUGCUGGUUAUUGGGAAGGGAACAGUUUGACGCCCAUUAAUCUGAAGAGCGGGCAUAAUAUAAGGGCCUGGAUCGACUAUGACGACGCUUCUAACCAGCUGGACAUAAGUAUUGCAGCAAUUGGAGAGGCGAAGCCGCAGAAAGCCCUGGUGUCGAAGAAAGAUUUGGAUUUGGACGGUAUUAUAGAAGAGUACGUGUACGUUGGGUUUUCUGCGUCUACAGAUUACGCAACAUUUCUUUUCUUUAAUGUGAAACAGAAUCCUCCUGACCAAGGUAUUUGCCACUCUGUUUUACCGCAGGGUUUUAGGGACGACAAUCUUCUGGGCGAUGGGGGCUUUGGAAAGGUAUACAGGGGCACUCUGCCUUCCGGCGAAGAAAUCGCCGUGAAAUGCAUCACAAAAGAUUUAGCAGAAGGAAUGGAGGAAUUCAUGGCAGAAAUUUCAAGCCUUGGGCGGCUGCAGCACCGGAAUCUAGUGGCCCUCAGGGGUUGGUGCAGAAAAAAUGAGCGCAUCUUCAUCAUCUACGACUACAUAUCCAACGGAAGCCUUGAAAGAAAUUUAUACAGUCCAGAAAUGAAUCUUACAUGGCCUCAAAGACACAAAAUUCUUACGGAUGUAGCCGGCGGCCUGCUAUACUUACAUGAGCAGUGGGACAAAUGUGUGGUACACAGGGACAUUAAAUCCAGCAAUGUAUUGUUGGACACUGAUCUGAACGGCCGGGUGGGGGAUUUUGGCUUGGCAAGGUUAUAUGAUCAUAGCCAAAGACCCCAGACUACUCAUGUGGUGGGCACUCUGGGGUACAUUGCACCUGAGCUUAUACAUUCUGGUAAGGCUUCUCCUUCAACAGAUGUGUUCAGCUUUGGGGCUCUUAUGCUGGAGGUUGCCUGCGGAAGGAAACCUGUAGAUGCCCAAGGUGUGAUUUUGGUUGAGUGGGUUUGGGAUCUGUAUGCAAAUGAGAGGUUACUGGAUGCUAUUGAUCAGAGGCUUGGGGAGAAUUAUGAUAAGGAUGAGGCUGAGAUUGUGCUUGUACUGGGGCUCAUUUGUUCAAACCCUGAUCCACAAAAGAGGCUUGGUAUGAGAAAAGUGUUGCAGAUACUUUGCGGUGAGGCUGCUUUGCCUAUGGGUCUUCCUGCACCUUCAGCUUUUUAACCAUUCUUACAUUGACAUUGUAGUUUGAUGCGGUUGGAAUCAUUUCAUCCAACUGUUUUGCAUUCGUCAACAGCAAACAGCGAGUGAAUUUUUUAUAGAAAGUAAACUUGUG
Cryptomeria japonica (Japanese cedar) is the source of this 2011-nucleotide messenger RNA. Its product is annotated as L-type lectin-domain containing receptor kinase IV.2-like. Gene Ontology annotation, biological process: protein phosphorylation. The record is from RefSeq and is a predicted model, not a curated record. The transcript is spliced from 2 exons. Gene Ontology annotation, molecular function: protein kinase activity; carbohydrate binding; ATP binding. The coding region runs from base 1 to 1899 and encodes 632 amino acids. Gene Ontology annotation, cellular component: plasma membrane. NCBI's taxonomy places the organism in Eukaryota, Viridiplantae, Streptophyta, Pinopsida, Cupressales, Cupressaceae.